AUGUUGUCAACUCCAAAAACAAAAGGUGGCCUGUUUUUGGCUUCAUCCCUCUGUGAUGGACUUGAGGACAAUAAUAUAAGACAAGUGGCAACUCUUUUACUAAAUAAAGAUGCAGAUCCUAAUGUCUUGAUUCCUGUACACGGAGUUACUCCGUUUCAUUUAGUUAUUGGCAACGAUUCAGAAGAAUUUGCAGAAGAAGUGACUAAACUAUUCCUACGUCACGGUGGCAAUCCCAACGUGAGGUCAAAUGAUGGAAUGACUCCGGUUCAUGUAGCAGCAGCUUGGGGUAGAAUAAACAUAUUGCAGUUACUUUUGGCAAAUGGUGGUAAUCCAUUAUGUUUGGACAAUGAUGGACGAAGUCCGUUUCACUAUGCCUUUGAUGAAAAAUAUUUUAAUGUUGUGACGAUGCUUGCAAAUUAUUGUGAAAGUACUCAAGAUGAGGAUGACAAACCAAAAUAUAACAUGAUGCUUGACAAAGUUUUAGUCAUUAAUGGGGAUGUAAUCGCCGAAUAUGUUGCAUCAAAAAAUACAGAUGAUGAAAUAUUAAAUGAAGAUAAUAUAGGACAGAAGAGUGUGCUUACUAAUUCUUCCAGUUAUAAGUCAAACUCUUCCUCGAUGAUUGUAGACCCAAGCAAUGUACCAGAUGUAUGUGUUACUAUUGAAACUAAGUACAAAUUAUCAAAUAAUUUAGAUGAACAUGCCUCUAAUAUUAAUCAUGUACCGACUGCUAAAGUACAAAAUAACAUUUUACGAACUCAUAAGAAAGAAAUGCCAAAUUGCUCAUUUGUCGAUCUCGAUUUUGACUUUGCAAAUCUAUAUCUUUCCGAUGUCAUGCAGAAAGAAAAAUGCCUUGUCAGUCAAAUCAUUAAUCAACUCUCGUCAUCAUUAACAAGUAAUUGCACUAUUAACGAGACCUUGCACAAUUACAAUACAGCUAAACAAGAGGAAAGUAGUAUUACAACAAGCAAUUCUGAUACGUCAUUUAAUAAGAGACUGUACUUAAUGAGAGAUGUAGGUGUAUGUUAUAAAUAUAAAAAAUCAAAGAAUUCUCCAUGUAAAAAAAAGAAUAGUAAAAAUAUUUUAAAACCUAACACUCCAAAUAUGAGAAAACAAUAUUCAAAGUAUAACAAACAAAGUACUUCUAAAAACAAAUGCAAAGAUAUCUCUGAAAAAAUUUCUGUAACACCAACUCGUACAUUGGAUAAUUCCAUCAUUAGCAUGUCACCAAACUUUAAUACACCUAGUCGCAGAAAGAGAAGAAAUGAUAUUUGCAAUGAUUCUAUUGUUAGCAAGUCGCCUAAUUUUACACCAGUUUGCAUCAGGAAGAAAAAUCUAACAAAGACAUCACAUGAGAAUUCCCUGAAUACAUUCAAGAAGUAUAAAACUGAGAUGCAAUAUUCUGAAUGUAAUUGGUAUGAAAAACAUGUUGCUCAAUCAACACCAAGAAGAAAGAAACGAUCGAUAUACAAUUUCCAUUCUGGCCGAAAAAGAUUUAAAUCUUAUCGAUAUGAAAGCGAUGCUACUUCUGAUGAAUUUAUUUCUAAUAAUAUAUUAAAGCCAAUUGAUUUAAACAAAACAAUCUUUUUCAAAAUAAAUGAUACAACUCGCUAUGAUAUUCUAGAUUUAAGUAGUAAAUCUUCAUUAUUAAAUUACAAACAAGCUAUCAAAAUAAAACAACAGAAUCAGUAUAAAAAUAAUUUGGCAAUAAAAUUAGAUGAAGGAAAAUACGACGAGACUGAUGUAACCGAUAAUAAUAGUGACAUAAAUCUCUUAGAUGUAAAUAGUUUUAAUCAAAUUGAAAAGGAGAACGAACCUAUUAACAAUGUUAGCAAUAAUGAGAAAACUGGAAAUAAGGAAAUAAACAAUGAGUUUAUAACAUUCAGAAAAAAAAAUGAUAUUUAUGAAACAUUGGAAAAACGAGUAGAUAAUUUAAAAUCUUUAUGUACAACUGAAUCUGAUUCGUUACAUAAAGAAAAUUUUGUAGAUUGUGUUGAUUGUGAUACUAAGAAAUUACUAAAUGAAGAUUUAAACAUGAAUAUAAGCAAUACUUGUAAUUUACAUGCAAAAAAUUGGUAUGGUGAUAGAUUUCACUUAUCUCCAUUAAAUAAAUCGCUCAUAGAAAAUGAUUCACUGCCUGCUAUGAAUUUACUUAUACAAAGUAAAAAACCAAUUUAUGUACUAGAUUCUCAAAAAUCAUAUUCCUCAAGAAGUACCGAUUCUAAGGAAAAAGGAUUACUAAAAAUAAAAGAUUCAGAUGUGUGUAAUACUCAAAAUUCGUCUCUACUUUCAUAUGUCAGUGCCCAAGAAUAUAAAUAUGAAGAUCCAGAAGAAGGUGUAAUUUUAUUAGAACGCCGAGUUUGUGUUACUCCAUUUAGUAACUCUAAUAGGAGUGAAUAUGAUGUUAGAAGCAAAAUGUCUGGUAUUUCAAGUACAUCCACUUCGCAAAGUUUACCAGAAGAAAUAUUGUUUAUCGACGAUAUUGCUCUUAGACAACAACUUACACAGUUUGGCGAUCAACCUGGUCCAAUCACUAAUACUACCAGACAGCUCUAUCAAAAACGUCUUUUACGUUUAAAAAAUGUCAUUGAUGCUAAUUCUGAUUUGUUCAUACCAAAUCUGAAGAAUGCUCCAAAAAAUCAGAGCUCAAAGCUAGACAACAAAAUCUUACCUUAUUUAGAGCUUGGAGUUUGGUUAAAUCAUCUGGAUACUUACAAAAGCUUGGAAAAGCAAGUAUUUCAAGAGUUUGCAUCGCCAGAUCCAUUUCGAAGAUGGCGUGAAGGCACAUCGAAAACAUCUUUCACCUAUCUACUACUAGAUCCGCGUAUAACGCAGGAUCUGCCAAAUCGCAGUGUUCAUCUUACAAACUCGGAAGUUUGGUCAAUUUUCCUUAACGCUAUAUUUUAUAUCGGUAAAGGCAAACGUUCCAGACCUUUUGCUCAUCUUUAUGACGCGUUCAAGAUAUGGGUGGAUGGUGAUACUAGUACAAAUAAAAAAAUUAAUUGCAUUCUCGAUAUAUGGAACAGCGAUCAUGGUGUGAUCUGUUUGCAUAUUUUUCAAAAUAUUAUUCCAGUAGAAGCUUACACAAGAGAAGCUGCCAUGAUAGACGCAUUAGGGAAGAAACAUUUAGGAAAUUCUAAAGGUGGGAAGUACUAUGGUAUCGCGGCAACAUGGAACAUGCAACAAAAACAGAAAUUUGGUAGAUACUUAUUAUACAAAGCUUUACAAAUUUUUAUGCACGAGGGAGAGAGUCAGCUUUUCCCUUGCCAUUUAUAAUACAAGCGAAGUAAGAUAGAUGUAAUAUAACAAAUCGGUUUUAAUAUUGCGCUCUAGACUUUAUCUGUACUGAUAUAAAUGUAUGUAUUAUAUAUUAAUUUUUGAUUCGUAGAUACAUAUAUAUAUAAAC
This is a messenger RNA of Cyphomyrmex costatus, 3403 nucleotides long. RefSeq lists its product as uncharacterized. Bases 1 to 3273 code for a protein of 1090 amino acids. Lineage: Eukaryota; Metazoa; Arthropoda; Insecta; Hymenoptera; Formicidae. Gene Ontology annotation, molecular function: DNA endonuclease activity; protein binding. Gene Ontology annotation, cellular component: cytoplasm; nucleoplasm. The transcript is spliced from 7 exons. Gene Ontology annotation, biological process: resolution of meiotic recombination intermediates; double-strand break repair via homologous recombination. The record is from RefSeq and is a predicted model, not a curated record.